GUCGUACGAUGUUCUCGCGUGUUCUGGUCACGAUGGCUUGUUUUCAGCACUUCCCAGCUCAGCCGUCCACAGCAGCUUGAUGUUUCAGUCGUUGGUCGAGGAAGAAAGGUGUGCGUGUUGAAAAUGAACUGCGCAGUUCUUCCACGGGCUUUCACACCGACCAAUUUGAAAACGUCCUCUUCCUAACGAUGCCUGACGCAGACGUUGCAGCAGCGAGGAGCGGUUUUGCUCGGGGACAGCGGUGCCAUGCAUCGUGGUGGUUUUGCAUUUUUACGCAGCUAUCCAGCCUCUUCCUCCUCUAAUCAAACGGCGUCACAUGCAGCCAAAAAGCACUUCAACGCUUCAGAUAAAAUGUCUUUGGGCGAAUGCCGCAGCGUACAGGAUUUGGAGCAGCGCUGGAGGCCAGCAUGCCGGGAUCGGAGGACGUUUUUAUAACAUUUGCAAAUCGUAUUUCUUAAAUUUUGGUACUUAACAUCAAUAUAAAGACUCGGCCAUGGGUGAUGAGAGCAGCCUGUCUCGGCAGGUAGAGAGUGUGGAGAGGAGCAUGGUGUUCCUCAGGCAGGAGCACCUCACUUUGCUCCAUGGUCUCCACCUGGAGAUCCUCUCCCUGCAGAAACGAUGCACAGAGUUGACAAGUGAGCUGAAGGUAAAGCCUCCAGGCAGAAACCAAAUAGAGUUACAGGAAGAGGAGGAGCUCCUGGAGGCUCACUGUCGGGAUGUGGAGAACCGCCUGGCAGACCAGGAGUGCACCUUAGGAGAGCUUCGUAUGGAGCUGAGUCACAAAGGGGCUUUGGUGGGAGCCCUCAGAGCCAAUCUCAAAGAAAAGGAGCGACAUUUCCUGGAGGAGCUCAAACGCCGCAGCCACUGUUCAACCAUCCUCAACACGGAGCUGCAGAAACAAACAGAGGCAGCAGCAUACCUCUCCUUCCAGCUGCAUGCUGCCAGGCAGAAACUGCACCACCAGCGAAUGCAGCAGAGGCAGGGACUCCUUGCUAGAGCCAACAGUCAGGGGGCCCCAUAUGGUGCCGAGCAGAACUCAGUUUCUCCACAGAUGCCAUCAGGAGCCUCCCCUUCCUCUCCUGUGGUUAAACCCAAGCGUAAGAGCGCUAGGUCAUCUUCGAGAGUGGAGCGUGCCCGGGAGUGUGUGCCCAUAGAGAGAGUGAUGGGCCCUGCAGAGCCCACAGCCAUGCCUGACCCUGCACUCUUCCUCCAUCCUCGAAGGCACAGAGCUCGCUCCAGGCACUCUUUGGCACAAAGACAGCCUCCACUGGGCCUGGAGAAGGAGGAUGAGGAGGAAGGAGGUGGGGAGGGGCCGAUGGAGCCUCAGGAUGAAGCCGCCAGAAUGGUGUCUUCAGCUGCAGUGCCCCCUGCUGCUGAGACGAAGGCAGAUUAGCAACUACUGUGACCUUUGCUUCUGACUACAGUGUGAUCGCUGUAUGAUUAUCUUCUGUUUGACUGUUAAUGCUAUUAACUAUUCUUGUUCUGCACCUUGACUGAAUUGGUACUGAGACUGGUUUUAGCUAUUGAAUUAUAUUAAACUUACCAUAGAAACUUUUUAAACUAGACUUUGAUAUAACCUUAAACAACCUGCAAAGCAAAACUCAGUGUCACCUUAAGUCAGUCUUACAUUAAAUUAGAAUCUGUUUACAGUGGUGUCACAUGCUCUAUAUACUGUGUGGGGCCUUAUUUCAAAGCACCCCCUUUUAAAUUUACAGUGAGGGUACAUUUGACUAUGGUAGCAGCCAUUUUAGGUGGACUACUCCAAUGCCCAACUAUGUGGCCCAACAAAAAUGUGACCUUUUAAGGCCAAACAUAAAUCACAAGUGGCCAAAUGUUUGUGUGGCCAGGUGAAACUAUAUGUGUGGUGGGCACCUCUUGUGUGAGUCCUCCAUGUAAAAAAAAAAAAAAUUGAUUGAAAGGAGGUAUGUUUCUCUCACUUUGAAAGAACAGACAACAGAUUAGAAAUAGUAAUUUAGUAAUUUUAAUUUCGGUUUAACAUUUUAACCCUGGACCACUAAACACCACCCUGUUAUCUUAUAGAUCCAUUGUAAUGAUACAAUUUAUAGCUUAUCCACAGAAAAUACUUUCUGAUUGGCCCCAAGCUCCAACAACUGAAGACAACUGCUAUGGGAAACCAUUUUUCAAGCGGAAAACCAGCAGGUCGGCAGCUGAGACACAGUUUUAAAACACAGUGCAAACUAUUAACUGUAGGUAUCUGUAGCAACAAUAGACCUUUUACAUAGAAGACAUUUUGACCAGCAGGAGACACACAGGUGUUAGUCAUGCCGGAAACGAUGGACUCUGAACCUGCUCACCUGAAUAGAAUUAUGUUAUUAUUGAUGUUAUUAGUAUCAACUGUGCUUUCCAAGUCAAGUCAAAAUGUCUGAUGUGCAAAACGUCUAUAGCCUAACCAUAGUUUCAACUGACAAGAAUCAAACGUUAAAAGUGGAUCAUGAUUUGACCAGAGCCGACCUUUAUUUCUUUAGUAAGCAUCAAGUAAGCAUCCAUGUAAUGUCUCUGCGCCACUUCAAUUCCAUUGACCUCUUCUUACCUACAUUCUUCUUGUUAUUAUUACUGUUAUUGUUAUUACUUAUUUCAGACCCCAGGCACAUUGUAAAAUUAGAACAUUUUUAAACCUCCAAAACAGUAAAUUCACACCAUCAUACAUAUCGAACAGAAUACACUCGCACAGAACGUCAUUCUCACUUUCACAACAUGUUUUUGUAAUUAUCUUUCAAUUUCAUUACAACUAAUAAGUAAUUAAUAGAUGAGUUGUUUACUAUUUCUUCAAGAUAAAAACUAAAGGUCAGUCAGCAGUAGUGUUGGCCGCAUGCAAACUUUGCAUCCGGGGCUAAACAACACAAUAUUUAGCCUGGAUGUUUUACUAAGACAUAUAUCGAGGCAUAAGUGAUAUGCAGCUAUUCCUCUGUAGUGGCUUCUUGGUAUAAAUGGGCCACAUUCAGGUGAUAAUCAGUUCUGACUCAUUGGACCAUGUGCUUUACUCAGGUGUGGAUUGUGUACUAAACACACACACACACACACACACACACACACACACACACACACAGAGAGCGAGACGACUACUGCUUUAACUCAUUUGUGUUUGAGGUGGUUGUGUUGUAGGGGUUUCUUUUCACCUCAGGAAAAAUGGACAAACGAGCAUGACUGUAGAUUUUGGUGUGUGUGUUUUCAGCAGAAGCAGUAUCUGAUUGAUGGUCUACUUACAAUGUGUUCCUUUUCUGUUUUACACAAAUUCCCAAAGUAGCUAUGUCAAAAUGCACACCUAGACAGUUUACUGUAAAUUGGGAGAAGGCAGAAUCACUAGAAGGACGUUUGUAUGUGUGUGUCCUCUAUCCUGUGUUAUCAAAACAUAUGCGCAUGGUGGCCCCUAGUGUAACAAUGAGCAAAUAGCAUAUGGGGUGGUGGUGAAAUUACACUUUCAGUGGCUAUAUUUUAAUGUAGGACAUACUUUUUAUGUUAUUGCUUACAUGUAUCAGAGCAGAUUAUGAAUUCAGUGUUGUCUGAUCGAUACCCCACUGUAAUUCCUGCCUUAUAAAGGAGGAGUAAUGGACUUGCAGGACUCAAAGUGAGGAAACUGAAGACAUUUCUUUACUUUAGUACUGUAUCUUUUUAUUUCAACAACACUUUUAUAAGAUGCUGUGGGGUUUGCAUAUAAAGGUUUAUUGUAUGUAAUGUUGCACUUCAGUUAUUUUUGAUUCAAAAAUAUUUUGUCGGAGUCAGUCGAUACUUGAGCCAUGACUUAUCUGAACAUCAGUAAGUGCAGUCAGUAUCUAUGACAGGAGCCUUCCUGUAAGGCUGAAUUUAAUUGUGAUAAAUUGCUGCAAGGCUUUCUCACCUUCUACAACUACUGGUUAGAAGUUUAGGAUCAUGUUUUAGGAGUAAAUGUUCAAUAAAGCAAUAUAUCAAUAUAUUUAUAUAUUAUUAGUAGAUCACGUUAACUGGUUUAAGUACACUUGAGGUGUUGAAAUAGAUUUUAUGAUUGUUUAACUUUGUAUUUUGUAAUUGUCAAGCUCAGUAUGUUUUGCUUAAUAUUUUUCUGAACUGUCUAACAUAUUUGAUUUUGAAAAGUUCUGUUGAUUGCCACUGAAUCUUGACAUGAUUAAAUGUUAUGUUACAGUUUAUAGGAGGCAUAUCCAUGUAGGGGAAUCAAGGAUAUGCUGUAUGUGAAGCAGCAUUAAGCAAAUGGGCAUAUUAUUAUGCCACAUGAGACUGUCUGGAUGAAUAACUUGUCUUCUUUUGAGCAAAAAUGCAAAUGUGACAAGGGUUUUCAUUCACCUCUCAACUGGUAAGCCAUUAGCAUAACUGUGUGCACUACUCUUCCUCAAGUUUUAUGAAACAGUAGGGGACAAAAGUACAAAGCUUUCUUGUUUAAAACAGUUUCUUUUUUUCAUUUUUUUCCCCCCAGGAGGAAUCCUGAACUUAGACUGUUAGACUUCAUGGUUUCAUCAAUCCACUUGUCUUGUAAAUGAAACGGCAGGUAGACUAAUCUCUCCAUCCAUCUUUCAUAAUCAGUUUAUGAAAGGUGCAUAACACGUCAUACCAUUGUUUCACAUUUUAGAUGAUCUAUACUUUAAAAAAAAAUGCUGUACGCAUCUUUGCUACAGUUUAUACAACUCAUAGACUGAUGACUGGUUUGUCUGCUUUGGGGGAAAACGCUAAUGAGGCAAAGAGGCCCACCACUAAAAUUAACAUGAAGAUGAACGGUGUGAUGCCUUAAUGAAGAUGUCUUUUCAUGAAUAUUUCAGCUAAAGGGAGUAAAUCCUCACUGCCUGAUUUGCUUUUUCUACUUUUCAAAGCACAUCUAACAUCAGUCAAACAUAGCAAGAAAGUAGAUCAUUUACUCACAGCCACAGAGAAUGUCUUCCAUCUCUCUAAAUGCUUAUAUGAUAACCCAAAUCCUCAUAAUAGUAACGCUAACAAAUGUCAGCAGCAUCAUCUCUGUCAUUUCCUCUUAUUCAGGUCUUGUCCUGGUUGAGGUCAAAUAACUUUAUUUUGCAUCUUACAGAAACAUUGAAGUGGACUGUGUGAGGCACCACAAGACAUCUUGUUUGACAUGUUAUUUGGGCUCUAGCAAUAAUGCUGUGUGGUACCCAACAUGAAAAGCAGAGAGGUGUUGCUCUGGGUCUUUGUAUGGUUUUGGCCCUUGAGUGGCCAUAAGCUAUUGACUGAUUACCGCAUAUACUGUGUUCGCUUCCUUUAGUGAUCUACUAUACACAGACCUGGAAUAAAAUGAA
Messenger RNA from Seriola dumerili (greater amberjack), 5255 nucleotides. RefSeq names its product coiled-coil domain containing 92B (gene ccdc92ba). The record is from RefSeq and is a predicted model, not a curated record. The transcript is spliced from 4 exons. NCBI's taxonomy places the organism in Eukaryota, Metazoa, Chordata, Actinopteri, Carangiformes, Carangidae. The coding region runs from base 494 to 1393 and encodes 299 amino acids.